AUGAUAACCCCGGCCGAUAAAACGGUCUACGAUACCAACGAGGGAAAAUAUUUGUAUGGGUUCAGUUUAGGCACGGGGCCAUUGAAUUGGGUCACCGAGCACUACGAUGUGAAGAUGAUCGAUGUCGAUAUGGUGAUGGCCUCCCUCGAGAAUGCGAUGGCAUCCACCGGUGGAUUCUGCGUCGGACGUAGCUAUGUUGUUGGCCAUCAGCGACUUUCCGGUCUGGGCUACUGUUUCUCCGCCUCGCUGCCCCCACUUUUGGCCACAGCCGCCUCGGAGGGGCUGAAGAUCAUCGACGAGGAGCCGGAGCGUGUCGGGCGGCUGAAGGACAAUGCCCAACGUGUCCACGGGAUCCUGGAGAAGGCUUUUAAGAACACCUCGUUUGCAAUCCGCGCCGCCGACAUUUCGCCGCUGAAGCAUGUUGUGUGGAAGGGGGAUGGAGCUGUGGCUGAUCAACGGCUUCAGGGACUUGUUGACACGCUCUUCAAAAAACACUCGAUCCUGGUCGCCCGCGCUCGGUACCUCGACAAGGACGAGAUGUUCCCGAUCACGCCUAGCGUGAAAGUGAUGGUGCAAUCCGAGCUGACCGACGAGGAGCUGUCCCGUUUCGACGAGGCCGUCAACAGCGCCGUCAAAGAAGUCUGC
This is a messenger RNA of Mesorhabditis spiculigera, 645 nucleotides long. The record is from the annotation of a GenBank genome assembly. NCBI's taxonomy places the organism in Eukaryota, Metazoa, Nematoda, Chromadorea, Rhabditida, Rhabditidae.